This is a messenger RNA of Polistes dominula (European paper wasp), 1285 nucleotides long. RefSeq lists its product as uncharacterized. Lineage: Eukaryota; Metazoa; Arthropoda; Insecta; Hymenoptera; Vespidae. Gene Ontology annotation, cellular component: cytoplasm; nucleus. The record is from RefSeq and is a predicted model, not a curated record.
CGUGUCAGACAUGAAUAGUGAUUAGUAUCGAAUAUUAAUCGUUUAUUUGAGAAGUUUGAAAAUAGUGAUGUUAGAAAUACAUAUAUCUGCUGCUUGCCACACGUUUCCCUUGGCAUAAGAAUGAGCUGGCAUAAAUUGCUCGUUGGUUGGAAAAAAAACUAAACUUUUCUCAAUUUUUAUCAAACGUCAACCUUAAAAAAAUUUAAAUGCAAGGAAAAGAAAAACAGUGAAGGUGUUUAUAAUUAUAACAAAAAAGGAAACAUAGAUCUUGAAACAUUCAAACGUUGUAACGUCGCAAAAGGGCUCUAUGUACUCCAUAUCGGUUUUCUUGAAUGAUACUUUAGUUUACAAAAAUCUUGUCUCAACCUAUCAGAAGAGGAACAAGUCUGCAAUUUAUAAGUUUAUUACUCAAUAUUGGUAUCAUGCGCAACGAAAUUACAGCAGCAGUACUGUUCUUAGUACAGCUGAUAGAAAAAAACGAAAAAUUUAGUCCCGAUCAAUUGGAAUGUUUCAAGCAACAUUUAGUUGAAUUGUUGACGGAACGUUUUAAAAAUCAUUGGUUUCCGGAUAAGCCAUUCAAAGGUCAAGGUUAUCGUUGCAUACGUGUUAAUGGGCAUAAUAGAAGGGAUGCAACAUUGGAGAGUGCGGCUAAUGCUGCCGGAGUUAAGUACGAAGAUUUGUCUCUCCCAGUAGAGCUGACGCUUUGGGUUGAUCCUAACGAAGUUUGUUGUCGUUUUGGAGAAAGUAAGGGUUCAUAUUGCACAUUGGCAUCAUUCGAUGAUAAAGAAAAUACCGUACCAAUUUUUCAAAAAAAUCAUCAAGCAGAAAAAGAAAAUAAACAAUCCGAGAGGCAAACAAAAAUGCUGAAAACCCCAUUAGUUCCUACUAUGGAAGAACAACAUGAAGUUAAACCUUUGAGCUCUGCGAAUCAAAAUCAACAUCAUAACAGUACUGGUACAGGUAGGAAGCGCAAUUUGAACAGUCCCAGACUCCAUGUUAACAGAAAUCGUACUUGGUUUGGUCACUCCUUUGGCAUGGGUUAUGGACCCCAUACAAUUACUCAUCCGUGGUAUAAUAUCGUGCCACCUCCUUUUUUGAGUGGCCCAUCUCCACCUCCCUUCAUGGGCCAUCGGGGAAACAAAUGGAUUCCUACUUCUUAUCCCGCUGGCCCAACCCGUUUUCAUCACUGGUCUCCGAAAGCUACUCUUAAAGUAUAAACAAAUUUGAUGCAGAUAUAAAUAUAAGAAAUCUGUUCCUUUAUUAUUACUAUUAUUAUUACUAUUAU